This is a messenger RNA of Fukomys damarensis (Damara mole-rat), 929 nucleotides long. It is a transcript of the gene Dbp, whose product is annotated as D-box binding PAR bZIP transcription factor. Bases 1 to 675 code for a protein of 224 amino acids. The record is from RefSeq and is a predicted model, not a curated record. The transcript has 6 exons. Gene Ontology annotation, molecular function: RNA polymerase II cis-regulatory region sequence-specific DNA binding; DNA-binding transcription factor activity, RNA polymerase II-specific. Gene Ontology annotation, biological process: regulation of transcription by RNA polymerase II. Lineage: Eukaryota; Metazoa; Chordata; Mammalia; Rodentia; Bathyergidae. Gene Ontology annotation, cellular component: nucleus.
AUGGCCAAGAAGGAGGGCGACCGCAAAUCCCUGGCGCUCCUAGGAUUUGCAGCGUUCUGGAUAUUGGAGCCUUGCAACUACGCGCGCCCGACCCCGGGCAGACACUCGCCCGAGCCUCGGGAGCGUGCCGGUGCCUGCAAGCCCAGAGAGCCGGCCAGCUGUCUCCUGAAGGAAAAGGAGCGCAAGGCGGCUCCGCCCGCAGCCACGGUCCCGGGGCCGGGCCUGGAGAGAACUGUGUUUCCCCAAGGCCUGACCUCUCGGGACACACCCAGUCCUGUGGACCCAGAUACAGUGGAGGUGCUGAUGACCUUUGAACCCGACCCAGCUGAUCUUGCCCUGUCAAGCAUUCCAGGACAUGAGACCUUUGACCCUCGGAGACAUCGCUUCUCAGAGGAGGAACUUAAGCCCCAGCCAAUCAUGAAGAAGGCAAGGAAAAUCCAGGUGCCAGAGGAGCAGAAGGACGAGAAGUAUUGGAGCCGGCGGUACAAGAACAACGAAGCAGCCAAACGGUCUCGUGAUGCCCGGCGGCUCAAGGAGAACCAGAUAACGGUGCGGGCGGCCUUCCUGGAGAAGGAGAAUGCCCUGCUGCGGCAGGAGGUGGUGGCGGUGCGGCAGGAGCUGUCUCACUACCGGGCAGUGUUGUCUCGCUACCAGGCACAGCAUGGGGCCCUGUGAGCGCCCCCCUUUUUCCUCACUCAGACUUGCGCCCUGACGCCUCUUCCCUUCCCCGCCUUGUGGCCCACAGGCUGGCCAGCUUGGUGUCCCAGGGACAUGAUGAUGCAGAUAAAUACAUUUAUAUUUUUAAGAAAAAGCGAGCCUCCCCCCUCCCAUGCGGGGGUGGGGAGGGUCCCGUGUGUGCUCAGACACGUGGGGGACCCCAUCCUUCCACUGCCUCCAUUAACACGAUCCUGAAUAAAUCUUGAGAACCC